Tauraco erythrolophus (red-crested turaco) is the source of this 405-nucleotide messenger RNA. The record is from RefSeq and is a predicted model, not a curated record. NCBI's taxonomy places the organism in Eukaryota, Metazoa, Chordata, Aves, Musophagiformes, Musophagidae.
ACUAUUGGGCCUCUGCUGCUGGGACAGGCGUUCCUGCCCCUGCUGAAGAAGGCUGCCCAAGGGAGCCCGGGCUCAGCGCUGAGCUGCAGCAAGGCAGCCAUCAUCAAUGUGUCCAGCUACGCAGGGUCCACUAAGGACGUCUAUUUUUGUGUCUCAUACCGCUGCAGCAAGGCUGCUCUCAACAUGCUGACCCGGUGCCAGGCCCUGGGCUACCGGGAGCACGGCGUCCUCUGCGCCGCUCUCCACCCUGGCUGGGUGCAAACCGACAUGACGAGGUCACCAUCAAACAUGGCCCCCUUGACGGUGGACGCCAGCGUGCGCGGGAUGCUGCAGGUGCUCUCCUCCCUCUCCGAGAAGGACACUGGGACUUUCCUGGACUGGGAGGGGAAGGUUGUUCCCUGGUGA